This is a messenger RNA of Saccharomyces mikatae IFO 1815, 696 nucleotides long. It is a transcript of the gene CIA2, whose product is annotated as iron-sulfur cluster assembly protein CIA2. The transcript has a single exon. The record is from RefSeq and is a predicted model, not a curated record. NCBI's taxonomy places the organism in Eukaryota, Fungi, Ascomycota, Saccharomycetes, Saccharomycetales, Saccharomycetaceae. The coding region runs from base 1 to 696 and encodes 231 amino acids. Gene Ontology annotation, biological process: iron-sulfur cluster assembly.
AUGUCUGAAUUUUUGAACGAGAAUCCUGAUAUACUAGAGGAGAACCAACUUCCUAGCAGAAAAGAAGAUAAUACUAAAGAUCUUUUGCUAGGUGGUUUCAGCAAAGAAGCCACCCUGGAAAGGAGGAGGCUUUUGCUGAAAAUAGACCAUUCUUUAAAGUCUCAGGUACUGCAAGAUAUAGAGACUUUAGACAAGCUUCUUUCUAUUGAAACUGCACCGGAAAUGACUUCUGAUGAAGAAAGUUUACUAGAAGAGACCGAGGAGGAAUUCGUAGCAGGUCAAAGAAAGGAAGAAGAAGAGGCUGAUGUUAUUGAUGCCCAGGAAAUAUAUGAUUUAAUAGCUCAUAUUUCAGAUCCCGAGCAUCCCUUAAGUCUGGGACAGCUUUCUGUCGUAAAUUUGGAAGACAUUGAGGUUCAUGAUUCAGGUAAUCAGGAAGAAAUGGCGGAAGUGGUAAUAAGAAUAACACCAACAAUAACGCAUUGUUCUCUAGCAACUUUAAUUGGUCUGGGGAUACGAGUCAGACUGGAGAGAUCUCUUCCUCCAAGAUUUAGAAUUACUAUUUUGUUGAAGAAAGGUACUCAUGAUAGUGAGAAUCAGGUAAAUAAACAGUUAAAUGAUAAAGAGCGUGUAGCGGCGGCAUGUGAGAAUGAGCAAUUGCUAGGUGUGGUUUCUAAAAUGUUGGUAACUUGCAAAUAA